AAACACUGUAACCUUCACCCGGUGCGGUGCAGUCUUUGUCUGCCCUCCCAAAUCAAAAAAAUAAUCUCUCUCUCUCUCUCUCCCCCCCUCUCUCUCAUCAUCGUCAAUUUUUCAUCUCUCGACGAUUUAUCCCAAAAAAUCUCAAAAAAUAUAAACACAAAUUAUAUCUAUUUCUAUAUAAUCACUAGUAUUCUACCCUAGGGUUUUAAAAAAAAAUCUAAAAAAGGAGAAUCGAAUCAAAUCAAUGGCUCAGAUUCAAGUUCAACCUCAGCAGCAGCAACAGCAGAUUCCUGUUUCUGGAUCUAACGGAGUUUCGGCCGGAGCGGCGGCAAACGCCGGCGGCAGCAAUCAGUUCACGACGACGUCGUUGUAUGUUGGAGAUUUGGAUCAAAGCGUGACUGAUUCGCAGCUGUAUGACUUGUUUAACCAAGUCGGUCAGGUUGUGUCGGUUAGGGUUUGUAGAGAUUUGAGUACUGGCCGCUCUCUGGGUUACGGUUAUGUUAACUAUAGCAAUCAGCAAGAUGCGACGAGGGCUAUUGAUGUCUUGAAUUUCACUCCGCUGAAUAACAAGACAAUUCGAGUGAGUGUUUCUCGUCGGGAUCCUACUGAUCGGAAGAGUGGAGCUGGUAAUAUUUUUAUCAAGAACUUGGACAAGUCAAUAGAUAUCAAAGCCUUGCAUGAAACAUUUUCAAGCUUCGGAACUAUCAUUUCCUGCAAGAUAGCAACUGAUGCCUCUGGCCAGUCUAAAGGCUAUGGGUUUGUUCAGUAUGAUAGUGAAGAAGCUGCUCAGACUGCUAUUGACAAGCUAAAUGGCAUGUUGAUGAAUGACAAGCAAGUUUAUGUUGGUGUAUUUUUGCGCAAGCAAGAUAGAGAUAGUGAGAUGAGCAAAACUAAAUUUAACAACAUAUAUGUGAAAAAUCUUUCUGAUUCUACAUCUGAAGAUGAUCUCAGGAAAACCUUUGGUGAGUAUGGAACAAUUACCAGUGUAGUAGUAAUGAGAGAUGCAGAUGGAAAAUCAAAGUGUUUUGGCUUUGUCAACUUUGAGAAUCCCGAAGAUGCUGCUAAAGCUGUUGAUGCACUGAACGGGAAGAAGUUCGACGAUAAAGAAUGGUAUGUUGGUAAAGCUCAGAAAAAAUCAGAAAGAGAAGUCGAGCUCAAAAGUAGGUUUGAGCAAACUGUGAAGGAGCAGGUCGACAAAUACCAAGGGGUUAAUUUGUAUGUCAAAAACUUAGAUGACACCAUUGAUGAUGAAAAACUGAAGGAGUUGUUCUCUGAAUAUGGAACUAUCACUUCAUGCAAGGUCAUGCGUGAUCCUAGCGGUAUCAGCCGGGGAUCUGGAUUUGUUGCAUUUUCAACUCCUGAAGAAGCUUCUAGAGCUCUUGGUGAGAUGAAUGGAAAAAUGAUUGUCAGCAAACCACUCUAUGUUGCACUUGCUCAGAGGAAAGAAGAAAGAAGAGCUAGGUUACAGGCCCAGUUUUCACAGAUGAGGCCUGUUGCAAUGCCUCCAUCCAUGGGCCCUCGUAUGCCGAUGUAUUCACCUGGUGCUCCUGGUAUGGGACAGCAACUCUUUUAUGGACAAGCACCUCCUGCAAUGAUUGCACCCCAGGCUGGUUUUGGCUACCAGCAACAGCUGGUUCCAGGGAUGAGGCCUGGUGGAGGGCCAAUGCCAAAUUUCUUCAUGCCAAUGGUACAGCAAGGUCAGCAGGGACAGAGACCUGGUGGAAGGCGUGGUGCAGGUCCAGCACAACAGACUCAGCAACCUGUUCCUAUGAUGCCCCAACAGCUCAUGCCCAGGGGCCGCAUGUAUCGUUUCCCACCUGGUCGCAAUGUUGGUGAUGUUACCAUGCCAGGUGUUGGAGGGGGAAUGCUUCCAGUUCCCUACAACAUGGGUGGCAUGCUUCCUAGAGAGGCUGCUAUGGGUCAGCCUAUGCCAAUUACAGCAUUGGCUUCUGCACUUGCUAAUGCUCCAGCAGACCAGCAAAGGACUAUGCUUGGGGAAAAUCUAUACCCGCUUGUCGACCAGUUAGAGCAUGAUCAUGCAGCCAAAGUCACAGGCAUGCUUUUAGAGAUGGACCAAACUGAAGUUCUGCAUUUGUUAGAGUCACCUGAUGCUCUGAAGGCAAAAGUGGCCGAGGCCAUGGAUGUUUUGAGGAAUGUAUCUCAGCCUAAUGUAGCUGAUCAACUAGGUGGACUCUCUUUAAACGAGAACCUCGUUUCUUAAGAUCUGUCCAGGCUGGCGAUUCUCGUUUGACCUUGGGAUCCUUUUCUGUGAAGGCUGGAGGUUCUAGUCUUUGUUUCUUUAUCAUCUAGUGUCUCGGACCACGAACCGAACUGUGUUAAGUUUAAUACUGAACGUAAGUGCAUCUUGUUUCCUUGACAGUUUCUCUUUGACUAUUGAAUUUGGUUUGGAGCUA
Messenger RNA from Daucus carota subsp. sativus, 2414 nucleotides. Its product is annotated as polyadenylate-binding protein 8. The record is from RefSeq and is a predicted model, not a curated record. NCBI's taxonomy places the organism in Eukaryota, Viridiplantae, Streptophyta, Magnoliopsida, Apiales, Apiaceae. The transcript has 9 exons. Gene Ontology annotation, cellular component: nucleus; ribonucleoprotein complex; cytosol. The coding region runs from base 245 to 2221 and encodes 658 amino acids. Gene Ontology annotation, molecular function: mRNA 3'-UTR binding; poly(U) RNA binding; poly(A) binding.